UCUUCCUACGGGACUCCACUUUUCCCCCGCUCCCUUUUAGUCACUUUAGCAUACAAUCCAACUGUCUAGCUUAUCAAAUGCUACUGUUUUAGAAGUUUGCUUGACUUUUCAGCUUGUUUUCUCUUGCGGUUCUUCUUGACGGGGGGAGGCAGACAGGUGGACAGGAUGCAGCCGCCGGUCGGGACUGCAGUGCGGGCGGCCAGGAUAGGGUCACUCUGCCCGCUCCUGGUGCUGGCAGUGGCGGCAUGUUUGACCACGGGAUAUGCCCAGGAGCUGCCCACGAACGGAGUGAACGGGUACAGUUUGCACCCGCCGUAUUUUAACCUGGCAGAGGGCACAAAAAUCACGGCGACGGCGACGUGCGGAGAGGACGAAAGCGGCAGAGCGGUGCAUGACCUGUACUGUAAGCUAGUGGGAGGCCCCGUGUCCGGAGACCCAAGCCAAACCAUCCAGGGUCAGUACUGUGACAUCUGCAGCCCGGGGGACACUGACCGCGCCCACCCCAUCACCAACGCCAUCGACGGGACGGAGCGAUGGUGGCAGAGCCCUCCCCUCUCCAGAAACACCGAGUUCAACGAAGUCAACGUCACCCUGGACCUCGGACAGCUCUUCCAUGUGGCCUACGUUCUGAUCAAAUUCGCCAACUCUCCCAGACCCGACCUCUGGGUUCUGGAGCGCUCCAUAGACUUUGGGCAGACCUACCAGCCGUGGCAGUUCUUUGCACACUCUAAGAGAGACUGCAUCGAGCGCUUUGGCCAGAGGACCAUCGAAAGAAUCAACCACGACAAUGACGUCAUCUGCACCACAGAGUACUCCCGCAUCGUGCCCCUGGAGAACGGAGAGAUCGUCGUGUCCCUGGUGAACGGUCGUCCUGGAGCCAUGAACUUCUCAUACUCCCCGGUGCUCCGAGAGUUCACCAAAGCCACCAACAUCAGACUGAGGUUCCUGCGCACCAACACUCUGCUUGGCCAUCUGAUGGGCAAAGCUCUGCGCGACCCCACUGUGACUCGCAGGUAUUAUUACAGUAUCAAGGACAUCAGUAUCGGAGGACGCUGUGUGUGUAACGGUCAUGCCGAAGCCUGCAACGCCAAGGACCCCAACGACCCCUACAAACUCCAGUGCGACUGUCAGCACAACACUUGCGGCGUGUCAUGUGACCUGUGCUGUCCCGGAUACAACCAGUUACCAUGGAAACCGGCUACGACCUACAGCGCCAACGAGUGUGAACCCUGUAAUUGUCACCGCCAUUCGUUUGACUGUUACUACGACCCCGAGGUGGAGCACAGGAGAGAAAGUCUGGAUGCACACGGACACUACAGAGGAGGAGGGGUCUGUCUCAACUGCCAGCAUCAUACGACUGGAGUGAACUGUGAGCGCUGUAUCCCGACCUACUACAGAUCUCCGGACCACAGCAUCGAGUCUCCACUGGCCUGUUCACAGUGUGACUGCCGUUCAGAGUUCACAGACGGCACAUGUGAGGAUUUUACUGGUCAAUGUUUCUGUAAACCAAACUACACCGGAGAGAACUGUGACUCCUGCGCCAGCGGCUUCAUCAACUUCCCCGAGUGUUACCCCAUUCCCACAUAUCCAACCAACAACAACAACGGAGAGGCCAAACCAGCUGGAGAGAUUAUCAAUUGUGAGUGCAGCGCUGCAGGUACAGUGGAUAACUCGUGCAGACCAGACCCCAGGACCAGGACCUGUGUGUGUAAACCAGGCUUCACCGGAGACCACUGUGACACCUGCGCUCCAGGCUUCCACGGGCUCAACUGUCAGGCUUGCCAGUGUUCCAGUCCGGGCUGCCUGGAUGGGUCAUGUGACUCAGUGACUGGACACGGGGUCUGCCGCAGUGGGUUCCAAGGAUACGAGUGUGACCGCUGUGCCCCCGGGUACUUCAACUACCCCCUCUGCCAACUGUGUGGCUGCAGCAGCAUUGGUUCUGUCCCUGAGGUCUGUGAUGUCUCCGGCCGAUGUCUCUGUAAACCUGAGUUCACUGGACCCAGAUGUGAACAGUGCAGAUCUGGAUUCCACUCCUAUCCAAACUGUGAAGUUUGCACAUGUGACCCCCGCACCGCCCUGGACACCACCUGCUCCUCUUCUGGACACUGUCACUGUCGCCCAAACUACAGCGGACCCUCCUGUGAACAGUGUGCCCCCGGGUUCUACGGCUACCCCAGCUGCUCCCCUUGCCAGUGCUCCGCUGAAGGCUCCCGCUACAGCAGCUGUGACCAGGAGAGUGGCCAGUGCUCGUGUUUACCCCAUGUGGUGGGACAGAAGUGCGACAGCUGUGCUCACGGGGCGUACGGAUUCCCAAACUGCCAAUCUGGCACCUGUCAUCCUGCUGGCUCAGUGCAGUACGUGGUGCCACCUCCAGUGGGUGAGUGUGAAUGUCGUCAUAACGUUGAAGGUCCAGCGUGUGACCAGUGCAAGCCUCUGUUCUGGAACCUGUCUCCUGAUACUCCUGAUGGCUGCUCCAGCUGUGAAUGCAACGUAGCUGGUACUGUGAGUGGAGUAGCUGAGUGUGCACAGGAAAGUGGCCAGUGUCACUGCAAACCAAACGUGUGCAGUGGGACCUGCUCCACGUGUAAAGACGGAUACUACGACCUGCAGGAGUACAACUACUUUGGAUGCCAAGGCUGUCAGUGUGACAUUGGAGGAGCAGCUGGUCAGUCGUGUGGAGAGAGAAAUGGACGAUGCCGCUGCAGACCCAAUGUGGAGGGACCCAAGUGUAACCUUCCUCGUCCUGACCACUUCUUCCCCGAUCUGCACCACCUGAAGUUUGAGAUCGAGGAGGGCACCAUGCUGGACGGCAGACCUGUGCGCUUUGGGUACAACCCUGUGGAGUUCAGGGACUUCAGCUGGAGAGGGUACGCCCAGAUGAGCCCCAUUCAGUCGCGUGUGGUGGCGCAGGUCACGGUGAGCUCUCCGGACCUGUUCAGAGUCCUGCUGAGGUUCAUAAACAGGGGGGGCACUCCGGUGUGGGGCAGGGUCACCAUCCUGGAGGAGGCGUGGCACUACUACUGCCACCACUGCUCUGAACAGUCCAAACAGAUCGUCUUUGCCCCCAGCGCUGAGCCCACAUUCGUGAACGUCCCUCAGAACAACUUUGUGGAGCCGUUUGUCCUGAACCCGGGCACCUGGACCGUGGUCAUCGAGGCCGAGGGCAUCCUGCUGGACUACCUGGUGCUGCUGCCUAGUGCUUAUUACGAAGCUCCUAUUCUACAAAUCAAAGUCACUGAACCGUGCACCUAUGGCCCUGUCCCAGAUGUCAGCCAAAACUGUCUGCAGUACACGUACCUGUCCCUGGACUCUUUCCCCUCCAUCUCCGGUAACGAUGCAAGCUGUAGAAACGAUAACCACCUCCCCCGCCCCUGCCCCACGGAGAAGGUCACCCCACGGCACCCGGACAUGGCGGUCUGCAGCGGGUUUGAUAUUAGCAUUGAGCUGCGCGGCCGUGUGCCAGCUCCUGGAGAGUUUGUUCUGGUGGUGGAGUUUUCCAGUGAAGAGGAACUGCCCCAAACUCUUUCUGUGUCUGUGAACGAGCCCAGAGGCCGAGCGCACACCAGCACCCUCACCCUGCUGCACUGCAAAUACAGCUUCCUGUGCCGAGCUGUUGCCGUGGACGAUCAGAACCGCGUGUCCGUUUUCUCGCUGCCCACCGACGCAGAGGUGCUGCUCAACGCCGAGAGGGCCAGCUUCUUCCUGCACAAAGUUUACCUGGUGCCCAAGGACCAGUUCACCAUGGAGUAUGUUGAGCCUAAAAUCCACUGCAUCAGCACGCACGGACAGUUCGCUCCUGACACCACGUCCUGCGUCCCGUCCCGUUUCCAGACUCCCUCUAACUCCCUGGUGCUGAAGGAGGGCCAGAGCUCAUCGAUGCAGGAGCCCGUCCUGGCAUCGCCCGCUGAGGCCGUGCCCCUGCCCCCUCCACAUGGCUCACCACAGGCAGACGCGUCCUGGAGCGCCAUCGGGGGAGAGAGACCACCCCUGGGUGCAGACAAUGCAGACCACAUCAGGCUCGACUCUGUGCAGAAUGCCGCUGUGUACUCCACCCGUGUGCACACACUGGGCAGAUACGUGUUCAUCCUCCAUUACCACCAGCCCCAGCACCCCUCCUACCCUCUGCAGGUCUACAUCAACGGGGGACGCAUCUGGCAGGGUCAGACUAACGCCUCGUACUGCCCUCACGCGUUCGGCUGCCGUAACGUCCUUGUGGCAGAGAAUCAGAUCAUUUUAGACGUCACCGAUCAUGAAGUCUUCCUCACUGUUCAGAUCCCGGCAGGAAAAACACUGUGGCUGGAUUAUGUGCUUGUGGUGCCUGAGUCGUCCUACAGCUCCAGUUAUCUGAACGAGGAACCACUGGACAAAUCCUAUGACUUUAUCACCAACUGUGGACAGAACAGCUUCUACAUCAACCCGACCACAGCGUCUCCGUUCUGCCUGAGUUCGGCGGUCUCCCUCUCGGCCUUCUUUAAUAACGGAGCGAUGCCCUGUGGGUGCCAUGAGGUGGGGGCAGAGAGCGACUCGUGUGAGCCGUUUGGAGGGCAGUGCCUCUGCAGACCCAACGUGAUCGGGCGAGACUGCUCCAUGUGCGCCACCGGCUUCUGGGGGUUCCCUAACUGCAGACCCUGUAACUGUGGCACCAGACUCUGUGAGCCUGUGACUGGAGACUGUAUCUGCCCUCCCCGCACCCUGCUGCCUGAGUGCACCCAGUGUGAGCCCCAGACCUUUGGCUGCCACCCGGUGGUCGGCUGUGAGAUCUGCAACUGCUCCAGGGCGGGCAUCCUCUCCCCCGAGGCCAGCUGUGACCACCUCAGCGGGCAGUGCAGGUGUAAGGACAAUGUCGUGGGUCGCCAGUGUGACCGCUGUGCCCCUGGUUUCUAUGGUUACCCAAACUGCAGACCGUGCGACUGUAACGAUGCAGGAACAGAGGAGGAAGUGUGCAACUCCUUCACCGGACAGUGUGUCUGCAAGGAGAACGUGCAGGGCCCCCGCUGUGACCAGUGCAGAGUGGGCACCUUCCACCUGGACCCCACCAACCCCAAAGGCUGCACCAGCUGCUUCUGCUUCGGAGCCACUGACCGCUGCCGCAGCUCAGACAAGCGACGCUUUGAGAUCAUGGACAUGGAGGGCUGGGUGCUGCUAGGAGCUGACAGACAGGAGGUGCCCGUGAGCGUGUACCCAGGACAGGACCUGGUGGAGGCCGAUCUCACAGAUGUGCCUGAUAUUUACCAGGACCUUCACUGGCACGCCCCCAAAGCCUACCUCGGAGACAAGGUGUCAUCUUAUGGCGGCUCCCUCAGAUACAGACUCCACACUCAGACCAUGAGAGGAGACGCUCUGCUGCCGGCCGAGUCCUCCAGACCCGAUGUCAUCCUCAAGGGAAACAAAAUGACGCUUGUGUUCAUGGAAAGAGAGUACCCCUCAGCUGAAGACCCUCACAGUGGAAUAGUGCACAUUGUGGAGGGCAGUUUCCGUCACGCUCAGACUGGUAACGCGGUGUCUCGAGAAGAGCUGAUGAUGGUGCUGGUGUCUCUGGAGUCUAUGCAGAUCAGGGCUCUUCACUCACAGUCGGCCCACUCUGUGUCCAUCCGAGGGGCCGUGCUGGAGGGGGCGGAGACUCUGCCCGCUGGACGACAUGCGAAUAAUGUGGAGAUCUGCAUGUGCCCCGCCAACUACCAGGGAGACUCGUGCCAGAAAUGUGCUCCUGGGUACUACAGAGUCACCAUUGGUCUGUUCCUGGGUAAAUGUGUCCCCUGUAACUGUAACGGACACUCAGAUCAGUGUCUGGACGGGUCUGGCAUCUGCAUGAACUGUCGUCACAAUACAGCAGGCGAUCACUGUGAGAAGUGCCAGGGUGGCUUCAUGGGCAACAACACUCUGGACGGUCAGGCUGUGUCCUGCUCCAGCUGCCCGUGCCCGCUCAGCGUGUCCUCUAAUAACUUUGCAGAGGGCUGUGUGCAGAAGACUGACAGGAUGCAGUGUCUGUGUAUGCCCGGAUACGCAGGACCCCACUGUGAACGGUGUGCCCCCGGUUACUACGGAAACCCCAUGGUGAUUGGCAGCAGGUGCGAGCCGUGCCAAUGUAACGGGAACACAGACAGUAACAUGUUGUUCACAGACUGCCACCCUCUGACCGGAGAGUGUCUGGGCUGCAUGCACAACACCGCAGGCCCCCACUGUGAACUGUGUGCCCAGGGUUACUAUGGAGAUGCCAUUCACGCACAGAACUGCACCAAAUGCAGCUGUUCUCCUUGUGGCACUGAGUCAUGUGACCCCCACACCGGACAGUGUCGCUGCAAACCAGGAGUCACAGGUCCUCUCUGUGACCGUUGUGAGGAUGGUAUGUUUGGGUUUGACUCGUGCUUGGGCUGCCGUGCCUGUGACUGCGAGGCGUCUGCUGCUCUGCUCCAGCCCUGCGACCCUCUGACAGGUGCCUGCUCCUGUCAGCCCGGAGUCAACGGACCCAACUGCAAACAGUGCGCCCCUGGAUUCUGGGACUACGGACCUGACGGAUGCAAGAAGUGUAACUGCAGAGGGGGGCGCUGUGACCCCAGGACCGGAGAGUGUCGCUGUCCGGACGGGAUGACGGGGAAACAGUGUGACACCUGCACGAACCAGUACAGUGUCCCAGUGGAGCACCAGCACUCCAUGCACUGUGAAACCUGUGACAGCUGUGUGAUCGUGUUAUUGGAGGAUUUGGACAAAAUGAACGAGAACUUCACGUCUGUGGCCGGUCAGCUCAGGAACCUGAACGCCAGCUCCAUCGCGUGGGCCCAACUGGACAACCUCAACAAGACCAUGGACGACAUCGCUCACUCCAUUGAAAACUACAACAGCACUCUGGACAGCAGUAGAGACAAAGCUGAAAUGUUGGAGGCUGAAGUGGACAAUGUAAACUCUGACAUUGAUGAACUACAGAACAAGGCAUCAGCGCUGAGUCAGCGCGCUGGAAACCUUGGGGACAGUUCAAACUCCACUCACCAGAGAGCAGAGGACUUACUGUCUUUUAUCAACAACAUGACCAUGGACAUUAAUGACCUUCUCUUGAUGGCAAACCGCUCGCUGAACUCCACAGACGAGGACCAGGAUGAAGGGGACAGGGAGAAGAUGAUGAACGAGGUCCAGGCCAUGCUCAGAGAGAUGAGGUUCAGGAGCUGCAGUGGACAGAAGAAGAUCGCCGACCGCGAGAAGACCGAGGCACAGAAGUUGCUGGACCGUGUGUAUGAUGAGCUGGCAGACAGACAGCUGGGCAAUGAGAACACCACACACUGGAUCAAAGACCAUCUGAACAAGUUCAGGUCACAGAUGAUGGACCUGAGAGACGCUCUGAACGAAGCAGUGAACAACACGGCCCGAGCAGAAGAGAUCAACACUAACAACGAGAAGGCCAUUGAAGACCAGCAGAGGAGAGUAGACGAGCUGGUGUCCCAAGAGAAGGAGGUGAACGAGCAGCUGCAGAUGGCUGAAGACGACAUCGCUGCAGUCAACGAUCUGCUGUCCAUGCUCCAGGACUCCAAAGAGGAGUAUGAGCGUCUGGCCGCCCAGUUGGAUGGAGCCAGGACACCUUUGGCUAAAAAAGUGGACAGUUUUGCCUGGACUGAAUCCAAAAUUCCCCUGGUGGAACAGGCUGAGAAACACGCCGAGAUGCUCAACGAACUCGCCAUGAAUAUCUCCAGUUUGGUUGAAGACACGAAGAAGGAUGGUUUUGUGGAUGUGACUCAGGCCUAUAAUAAAAUCAUCAACAGUGUCAAAGAGGCGGAGGAGGCAGCCAACGUGGCCGACAAGGCUGCCACCAAAGCACUGGAGCACGUGAAGAAUCAGGACUUGGGUCAGGUCGCAGACUCACUGAAGAACCACAGCCUGGAGCUCAAGGACGAGGUGGAGAAACUGAGAGAUGAACUCAACAAUGAGUUGAACCCAAAGUUGGAGGAAACGAAGCAGAGACUGGACGACGUCAAAGACAAACAGAAAAAUGUGACCGUGGAGCUGGAGAAGAUUUUAAAUAACCUGAACUUCACCACAAAUGUGACUAAGGAGAUCCAAGAGGCUAAAGACUUGGCUGAAAAGGCAAACACCACGGCAACAAAUGUGAACAACGCUCUUCAACCAAUCAAAGAACAGCUGGACAAAUGGCAGGACACGUACGGAGACGCCAACGCCACCAACACGGAUAUCAACAAUGCCCUGGCAGACGCCAACAUGACAGUGAAGAUGUUGGGAGACACAGUUCCUCUGCUCCUGAAGAAACUCGACAAACUCCAGAACCACACGGCCCAAAUGCCAAACAUCUCUGAGAGCAUCACCCGCAUCAGAGAGCUGAUCCAGCAGGCCCGCAACGCCGCCAGCAAGGUGGGCGUCCCGAUGAAGUUCAAUGGCACCUCGGGAGUCCAAGUCCGAAACCCGUCGAACCUGGCAGACCUGGCAGCCUACAACAACCUCAAGUUCUACAUCACCCUCCCCGAGACCACAGUCCGCAAGAGACGCCAGGACGAGGCCACCAAGCAGUUUGUCUUCUACCUCGGCAACAAAGAUUCCUCUAAGGAGUUCCUGGGCAUGACUCUGGAGGGGAGGAGGCUGCGCUGGUACUUCAACAUCGGAGGAGACACUGCACAGGUUCUGAUGACCGAAGACGUCAAGGCCGAUGGCAACUUCAACAGAGUGGUGCUGGAGAGGAUCCUGCAGUACGGUCAGAUGUCCAUGUCUUCUGAGGCCGAAGACAGAGAGCAGAGAGUGACCAAAGGCAAUGUGGAGGCCGGAGGAGAUCAGGGCCUGCUCAGCCUGUUAACAGAUGACACUGUGUUCUACGUGGGAGGGUACCCCAGCUCCUUUACGCCUCCUCCAGAACUGGCUCUGCCCAACUUCAAGGGCUGUAUCGAACUGGACACUCUGAACGAGGAGGUGCUGAGUCUGUACAACUUUGAGAAUGUUUUCAACCUCAACACGACUGAGGACCGACCCUGCGGCAGGUUGAAGCCUCUGCUGACUCAGGCCUGGGUGAACGAUGCGGCGUACUUUGACGGCACCGGCUUCGCUCAGGUCGCCUUCUCCAGUGAAGUACCCAGGAUGCAACGCUUCGAACAGGAAGUCAGGCUGGUCUCACACAACGGCAUCCUCCUCCUGCUUCUCAACAAGGACAAGUUCUUAUGUCUGGCCGUACAACAAGGCUUCCUCAAGGUCUACUACAACUUUGAUGGAGAAAUGAAAGAGCUCAUGCCCAAAGAACCCAACUCCCCCUUCCUCAAGAUCAGUGACGGAGAUUCCAAAGCUUUGGAGAUCAUAAUCCUGCGCCCUCCUACGGAGCGUGUGGUGGUGAGGAACAACCGGAUCACUCUCCACAACGAGCUGUUUACGAACAUCCCCCCCUUCACCACCUCCUACUACCUGGGAGGAGUGCCCCAGGACAAGAUGCCUGAGCCGCUGAAGUCCAUGUUCCCAAAGCAGGGCUCUUUGAAGGGCUGUUUUAGGAACGUCAAAGCUCUGACCUCUCACAUCGACCUGAAGAGGAUGAUCACCACCGGCGUGAGCUUCGACUGUGACAGCGACCUCCUGGUGGCGCGAGAGGCUCACUUCACCGGGCAGAGUUACCUGAACCUGAACCUGCCCGCAGUCCCCAGUCUCAGGAACAACUUCUACGCCAGCUUCAGUUUCAGAACAGACCAGAAGGACGGACUCAUGUUCUACCACAAAGAUUCAGAGGGCGAGUGCCGGAUCUUCUUGAAUCAAGGACAUGUUGAGGUCAGAGCCGGAAACAACGGAGUGAAGACUCAGAAAACCUAUAAUGAUGACAACACUCACUACGUGGCUUUGUACAAUAACAACAAUGGAAUCCGCCUGUACAUGGACGACGUGCUGGAGAAGGCUAAGGAGGGCAUCACCGUCAGCAGAACCCCAGGAGGAGCAGCCACUCUGGGCAUCACGUACCUGGGAGGGACCCCCGACCAGAGCCUGGCCAACCUCACCGGCUGCAUCAGUAACGUCUUUGUGAAGAGUGAGACGCCCAGUCAGAUGGUGCUGGAUCUGCUCAAGGCCAAAGAAAACGUGAAUGUCCCGCUGAAGUGUCCGGCUGCUCAGAAACCUCAGCAGAUCCGAGCCACGCCCCCCAAACCCAGCAAGCCCAAGGGUAAGAACAGGAAGCCUUCAGGAUCCCGGAGCAGAAACACCAGAGACUCGUGUCAGUCUGAGCAGGCGCUGGUGGAGCCCGGAGCCUCUCACUUCAGCGGAUCCACUCACAGCUUCCACAGAUACGACUCCCUCAACCUCAACUCUCUGCCCCACAUCUCUUUGUCUGUGAGGAUAAACUCGUCUGACGGCCUGAUCCUCCACGUAGUCGGGGGGCGCCGCAGUAAAACGGUACUGUCUCUGAGUGUUUCUGAAGGACACCUGCAGCUGCUGCUUGACGGAAGCAAGAAGAAGAUCACUCUGCACAGCCGCAAGAAGUACAUUGAUGACCAGUGGCACACGGUGUUCAUAAAGCGCGAGGGGGAGAAGCUGAGUCUGGUGGUGGAUGGGAUCAGCGCUCAGUCCAAGAAGAUCCCAGGAGGAGACAAGAUCAAACUGUCUGGACCCCUGUACAUCGGCGGCCUGCCCCCCACUCUCAGUGCCCCUGGCUCCUCUGGGUUUGUGGGCUGCGUCAGAGACCUGAGACUGAAUGACGCUCCUGCAGGACUCCCCUCACAGAGCCAGGGCACAGUGCCCUGUUUCCAGCAGCCGCUCCAGCCCGGGGCCUACUUCACCGGAGAGGGGGGACACAUCGCUUUAGACGAGUCCCUGGUGCUUGGAGAGGACUUUACUAUUAAGCUGGAGGUUCGCCCGGUCUCAUACUCUGGACUCCUGUUGCAUGCUGGGACAUCGGCUAACCACUAUCUGAAUGUGGUCCUAAACCAGGGAGAGGUGAUGGUGUCUAUGAAGAGCGGCACAGAGGAGCUGUUCACCUCCUUCUCUCCUGAAGAGUCUUUGUGUAACGGACGCUGGCACACACUCACCGUGAUGAAGAAGAACGACGCCCUGACCCUCCAUGUGGACUCGGACUCGGAGCAGCGCGUCAGCCCCAAACACAGGGCCUCAGCUGGGGCUAAAGAGACCGUGUACCUGGGGGGAGUACCAGGUGGCGUCGCAGUACCUAACCUCCCUGAAAACCUGCCUUCGUUCCACGGCUGUAUCCGCCUGGCGUCAGUGAACCACCGGGCGGCGCUGUUGUCCAAGCCCCUGUCCGUGCACGGGGCAGUGGGGACGCGAGGCUGCCCCCACAUGUAGCCCUGUCCACGCUCUCUCUCACAUUCCCAAAUUGAAACACGGUGGUGGGUGUCCAGAUACUGUAGCUAAUUUAAAGACUAUAUAUUUGAAUAUUUAUUAUUUUUUUGCAAGAGAAGUGUAUAUUUUAUAUUUUCCGUGAUGUUUUUGUUUUGCAUAAAACUAGUUGUGUUAAAUGUGCUACAGGGUGCUACUACAAUGACAACUCAGAGACGCACUGAUGUAAGAUAUUCACAGGCUCCAUCUCAACUCUUUCCUCACUUUCUUUUCCUUGGUUCCUUUCCUCGAUUCUCCGUUUUUCAGCUGACGAAGGGGUCUGUCGUCCCGGGCCCCAGGGUAUUUUUAGGGGCCCAGAAACAUUAAUUUAUAAUCGAGGGGGGCCCAUGUGAGGAUUCUUGCCCCUAGGCCCCCUCAAUUUCUGUCGACGGGCCUGAAAAUAUACAACAUUAAAUGCGUACUAUGUAAUUUUUUGGUUGGGGGUCUGUCACCUGCUUGUUUCCAUGGAUACAUCAUUGUUCUGCUUAGGUUGUGCCGCAGUAUGACAUUAAAAAACUCAGUUACAGGUGGUUUUACAACUCAGAAAUACCUACAAAAGCCGUAACUUGGUUUGGUUUGGUCUCCAUGAAGAUAGAAAGGUUUAAUGCCAUACUGUGAAACAUUCCAGACAAACAAUAGCAACUCUAUGGAUUAAAAAAAGCAUCUGACAGACCCUCCACCAGAAAAGUUACACAAUGCACCUUUAAGUAAUGUCCCAAAGCUCAGAGGAGGCAUAUUUGUCUUUGUAUCAGGAGUUUAUUUUGUUACAACAACUUAAGAUCAGGGACAGAAGCAAAGGAUGCUGUAAAACUUUAUAAAAUAAUUCUGAAUUUGACAUUAAAACUAAGGAACUAGGAAAGGUCCCACUCACUUUCAGCUCGUGCAGGAUCGAGGAGAGGAAUCCAGGAGAAGGAAGCGAGGAAAGAGAAUGAGAUGCGUCCACUGUGAUUGAAUAAACAUGUACAGUUGUGUAAAUAAAUGAAAGAAAAUGUGUUGGGUUUCUGCAAAAAAUAAUAGUUGAUUUUUAUAGUAAAUUCGCAUGUUUGUUUAAUUCAAAAUAUUCCUCUUGGUUGAACACGUACAGUAUUUGGUUGAUUUUGUGGAAGUCGAGCUAAACACUAAAUAAAUCCACAACUCAGAUCAGAGUUUGUACAGUCAUGGAAAACCUGGAAAAGUCAUGAAAGAUUAAAUUCUAAUUUAAAAGUUUUGGAAUUCUCCUGUUUUUGGAAAUGUACAAAAACAAUUACAUUGAAAAAAUAAAUGUCUAAUCAAAAGUUAAAUCGGGAACUGCUGCUUAUCUUUUUAAUCCACAAAGGUAAGCUGUGAAGUAUAAUUAUUUUGUCUCAAACAGCAGAUUUAAAGUUAUAGAAAACUGGGGAAAAGUCAAGGAAAACUUGACUCUGUAUGAACCCUGGUAUAUGGUGUUUUAACAGCAUCAACUUUAGUGUAAAAUAAGUAAAUUAAAAGGCUAGCGCUGCCUCCAGUGACCUGCGUUUUCAAGUACUAUGUGACAGCACUCAGGACAGGCGUUUCUGAUGCAAACACCUGGCUGCAGGGGCGGAGUUUGAAGUGUGGAUACCUCAGUGUUCCUUAUACCUCCAGACCCCGCCCCUCUUUCCCGUUUGCCCUGCAUUCAAUUAUCCUUCUGAAUUGGUUUUCCAGGGAAAAUACCUAGCAACAUGUGUGACUCGCCUCUUUUCCUGGGACGGUGCAACUCAGACCUCGGUAAAAGUGGACCAAGCAAGGAUUCUGAGUCAGAAUCCAAGAUGGCUGUGGCUGUGUGUAAAUAUGAACUGAUUUCAUUGUGUUUUGACACUUUGAAACCACCAGUCACUCGUAUCACUGCAACCGCGUUUACUGCGUCCAUAUCACUGCCUGUGGGUCUGGAAGUUGGUGUUGUGGUGAGGCCAAUUUUGAACAAAUACUUGAUUUAAUGGGUGUUGAUGUCCCUAAGGUUGUAACAGGAGAGAAAUCAUAACAUAAAAUGAAGUGGAAAUUUUUAAAAAUGAAUUAAUUAAAGUGGUGUUUUCAUAACAUGAGGGAAUAGUCAUAAUCAUAAUCCAUGUAGUCCGACACGUGAAACAAAAUAAUUCGCUUCAAGCUCGGAUGUGACAUCAAAUCCGAGGUCCAAGUGGGAGUCAGAAAAUAAUUGAAUGCAGGGUUACUCUCUUUAGUUCUUUACGCCCAGUUUAUUAGCUCUUUUUGAAAUGUGAUUGUGGGUGGAGUUUAGGUGUUUAGUCUUACUUUAACAAUUAUUCAUCUUACAUAGAACCUACAUUUUGUUUCAGUUGUAUAAAAUGUUCAAACCUCUAACUACAUCUGGCUUUAUGUAACAAAACUGAAAAAAAAAAAAAAAAAAAACAGAAA
Boleophthalmus pectinirostris (great blue-spotted mudskipper) is the source of this 13656-nucleotide messenger RNA. RefSeq names its product laminin, alpha 5 (gene lama5). Gene Ontology annotation, molecular function: extracellular matrix structural constituent; signaling receptor binding. NCBI's taxonomy places the organism in Eukaryota, Metazoa, Chordata, Actinopteri, Gobiiformes, Gobiidae. The record is from RefSeq and is a predicted model, not a curated record. Gene Ontology annotation, cellular component: basement membrane. Gene Ontology annotation, biological process: cell adhesion; regulation of cell migration; axon guidance.